Messenger RNA from Symbiodinium pilosum, 1605 nucleotides. The record is from the annotation of a GenBank genome assembly. NCBI's taxonomy places the organism in Eukaryota, Dinophyceae, Suessiales, Symbiodiniaceae.
AUGGCCUGCGACUCUGACUCAUGCUCCGACUUCUCGGACGAUGACAUCAUCGCCAACAGCAAGUUUUCUGAAUCACCUGAGGCUGAGCUCAUGCCCAAAGAUCCUGGAGACAUUUACUUCUCUUGGAGAACUUUUCUGGCCUACGUUGGACCAGGCUGGCUCAUGAGCCUGGCUUACUUGGAUCCUGGAAAUCUGGAAAGUGACCUGCAAAGUGGAGCUUUCACCGGUCACAGCCUCCUGUGGGUCUUGCUUCUGUGCACAGUGGCAGGGCUAAUCCUGCAAGUGCUGGCAGCUCGACUGGCUGUGGUGACAGGACGUGACCUGGCGCAGACGUGCCGGCUGGGAUACCCUCGUCCGCUGUCACUGCUGUUGUGGAUCAUGACGGAGCUCGCCAUUAUUGGGGCAGACAUACAGGAGGUGGUGGGGACUGGCAUCGCGUUGAGGGUGCUCUUUGGAUGGCCUCUUUGGGUCGGAUCUCUGGCCACCGGCUUGGACACUUUUACUUUCCUUCUCAUCCACUACCUGGGGAAGCGCUUCCUUGAGGUUUUCAUUCUGGCGCUUAUCGCCCUGCUGCUGGUGUGCUACAUUGUGAACUUUUUGUUUAUGCCACCAUCUGCAGAACAGUUCUUCCACGGAUUCCUCUUCAGCUGCAGCGACUACGCCGUGCUGCAGUUGGUUGGAACAGUGGGCGCUGUGAUCAUGCCACACAACUUGUAUCUACAUAGUGGACUCUGCAAGCAGCGCACAGCUGACAGGAUGGACGUGGAGCAUGUCCGUCAGGCCAAUAAGUACACAGCCGUUGACUCCAGCAUUGCUCUUUCCAUUUCAUUUGUCAUCAACGCGGCCCUGGUGUCUACGUUUGCAACUGGAUUCUUUCACCUCGACUGCGCGCAGGUGGAUGGCGGACCCCUAGCAUGUUUGCCCGGACUCCACCAGGAUGCGAGAUGUGCCGGCGCAGAGUGCGCUUGCAGAACCGGCGCUGGAAGCCCUGGCUUCUGCGGUGAGAUUGGCUUAGCCGAGGCAGGAGACUCCCUGCGCCGGCUCUUUGGUGGGCAUGGGGAGCUUGGCCGGACCAUGUUUGCCCUUGGCCUGCUAGCUGCGGGCCAGGCCUCCACCAUGACGGGCACAAUGGCUGGCCAGUAUGUCAUGGAGGGCUUCCUGGAAUGGCGCAUCCCCAUUUGGCUCCGAACACUCAUUACGCGGCUCCUAUCCCUGGGUCCAGCAGUGGCCGUAGCAGUGCUGACGAGCUCCUCACCAAACCUAAACAAUCGGGUUGACCAGUGGAUCAAUGUGCUGCAGUCAGUCCAGCUGCCCUUCGCACUGCUGCCUGUGCUGCACUUCAACUCUGACAAGACACUUAUGGGAGAGUUUGCGCUUGCUCCGCGGUAUCAGGCACUUUGCUGGUUCUUGGCUGCCGUUGUCGUCUCAGUAAAUGUCUACCUUGUGGCGCAGUUUAUGCAGGGGGGUAGCAUGUUUGUGCAGAUCGUCACCAUCCUUUUCUUCAUAAUUUAUGCAGCUCUGAUACUGUUUACCAUCUCGGCAGACCUGAAGAGAGUCUAUGGGGUGCUGGCACGCUAUAACAUGCCUUCUGACACUGUCAGCUAA